GUUGACCGACAGCAGCACCAUGAUCGAUUCUGCUUCCUACCAGCCUGUCGACAACCUCAAGCCACAAGCAACAGCUAGAUCAGUUAGUGACGCAAGCCGGGAUGAAGAGGUAUCAUCACACCAAUGGCUUUCUAUAGCACGACCUACUUGGAAAACCAUAGAAGCACCUCGUCAUAGAGCAACCGGGGGGCAGAAUUGGAACCAUCCCAAAUCCAAUAUAUGGAAAGUCAUGGCGUGUUGCUGGAGCUUUUUCGUGAUGGGUGCAAAUGAUUCCGCUUCUGGUCUUCGAUCAUAUUACGAACUCUCUUAUAUCGCCGUCUCAGUCAUCUUCCUUUCUCCACUCAUAGGAUACGUCGUGGCAGCAAUUGUGGACACCAAGAUAUACCAGUGCAUGGGACGGCGAGGGGUAGCAGUCAUAGCUCCUGCGUGUCAUCUCGUCGCCUACAUCAUCAAUUGCUGUUAUCCGCCAUACCCCGUUCUCGUGAUUACCCUCGCAUUGGCCGGGAUCGGAAACGGGUUGACAGAUUCCGCCUGGAAUUCGUGGGCCAGCAGCAUGAAGCAUGCAAGUCAGGUCCUCGGAUGUCUGCACGCUGCGUUCGGGCUGGGCGCUGUCAUGACACCUCUUGUGCUGACUUCACUGGUCUCACAAGGUGGUCUACCAUGGUACUAUUUUUACUAUGUCAUGAUCGGCUGUGCUGCAGUCGAGCUGAUAACCUCAGUGGCAGCUUUCUGGGACAUGUCUGCUGCUACUCCAACACAGCUUCCGGCAGAUUCAUGGAAAGCAGAACCCAUCAUCCAACACAGCGAUUUACGAGACACACUAUCCCAGAACCCAUCCGCUCGAGUCACAUGGAUCUGCUCAGUCUUCCUCUUUCUCUACGUGGGCAUCGAACUCGGUCUCGCCGGCUGGGCAGUCACAUUCAUGGCCGAUGUCAAGCACGAAGCCCCGUUCGCGAGUGGCCUAACCGCCGCCUGGUUCUGGCUCGGACUCUCUCUCGGAAGGAUAGCGCUGGGCUUCGUUACCCCCCGACUCGGAGAAAGGCUUGCCAUCAUCUUGUAUAUCCUGAGUGAGGUCGCGUGUGGCCUCGUCAUACAUUUCGUCCCCAACGUUGUUGUCGCGGCCGUUGCCACCGCGAUGCAAGGGUUCUUCCUGGGACCCCUCUUCCCAGCCAUUGUCUACGCCACGGUGAGGCUUCUUCCUGAGCACAUGCACGUAACUGCUGUCGGCGUCGCGACUGGAUUUAGUAGCUUGGGCUCAUCUAUUCUCCCGUUCUUGGUUGGUGUGGUUGCGGAAGCUCAUGGGGUGAGACUGCUUCAGCCAUUUGUUAUGGUUUUGUCAGCUCUGAUUCUGGCUUUGUGGGUGUGUCUUCCUCGUUUUCCGAACAUCGGCUCGGUGCGUGGAGCAGAUGAGGCAAUUUGUAUGCAGCAUACGUUCUAUCAUGGACCCUGA
Aspergillus japonicus CBS 114.51 is the source of this 1450-nucleotide messenger RNA. Its product is annotated as MFS transporter. Lineage: Eukaryota; Fungi; Ascomycota; Eurotiomycetes; Eurotiales; Aspergillaceae. Gene Ontology annotation, biological process: transmembrane transport. The transcript is spliced from 4 exons. Gene Ontology annotation, molecular function: transmembrane transporter activity. Gene Ontology annotation, cellular component: membrane. The coding region runs from base 20 to 1450 and encodes 476 amino acids. The record is from RefSeq and is a predicted model, not a curated record.